Salvelinus sp. IW2-2015 is the source of this 1648-nucleotide messenger RNA. RefSeq lists its product as uncharacterized. Gene Ontology annotation, cellular component: extracellular region. Gene Ontology annotation, biological process: ciliary neurotrophic factor-mediated signaling pathway; immune response; negative regulation of neuron apoptotic process. Gene Ontology annotation, molecular function: ciliary neurotrophic factor receptor binding; cytokine activity. The record is from RefSeq and is a predicted model, not a curated record. Lineage: Eukaryota; Metazoa; Chordata; Actinopteri; Salmoniformes; Salmonidae.
AUAUCAUUAUAUGAUACCCAAACUCAGAUUGCAACACUGCAUGCAUCGAUUUACUGUAAAACUUCACAACCACUUACUCUAGGUGGCGACAGUACUAUGUACAAUGAAUUGUGUCAGAGUGGGUUGACCUCUUGUGACUGGUAUAAAACAAAUGACCUCACAUAUGCAUAGGUUAUUACAUUAAUAUUUGUUAACUCAGCACUUACAGUACCUCAAAUAGUAUAAUCCAUUGACAGUUAUGCUGUUUGUAAAUGUAUGUGCUGAAUAUACACAACUGAAUACACAUUUGUUGUAGAUAGAUCUGGUAUUCAUUAAGAUUUGACAUCAGACAGAGAAAAUWAUUCAGGUCUGAAAAAAUACAUUCUGGGGAAAUUGGGUUGCUUCACAAAGAAAGAGCCGAGCACGUCAUUUCCUCCAAUGACAAAUGCGUGGUUUCAGUCUUUUAAAAGGUUUUUCAGGGGAGUGAUCAUGACUAGUUUGUGUCUGACACUUGGCCUAUGUCACUGUAUGAGAAAUGAGUGGUCAUGUAAAGAAUAUGUAUCCUCAGCUGUCCAUAUCACAAGCAGCAAGAACAUUGCUCUCCCUGUUACUGGUGGCUGCCAUUGAUUCAGUGAAUGCUGGAAUAGCAUGUAGGAACCAACAGUGUGAGAGUCACAUACAAAGAAGUUCCAAGCUAACCAGACUCAUACAUAUGGAAUCUGUGGACCUCUUAAAAAUAUAUAAAGCCAGUCAAGGAGACAUGUCAGAGCUGUUCUGCCAGAUGCCAAACAACAUUGUUCCUGACCCAAACAUCUCUGGCCUGGACCCCUCAGAGCGGAUGCUGAGCAUCUACUCCCACUGUAAGGCUUUCCUACCACACCUGAAGAGAGUCACUGAGCAACAGAGAGACUUACAGCCACCCUCCAGCCCCCUGCUAAACAACCUCACCACUGCCCAGUACCGCACUAGUGGUCUGGCCAACCAAAUAAACUGCAUUUACCAAAACCUCUUUCCAAACCUGCCCAUCCCACUUGAACCUGUAGACGGACCGACGUCAAUACACCCCUCCCAAAACGUGUUCCAACAGAAGGUCUAUGGUUGUGUGGUUCUGAAGAAUUUCAAGGAGCUCCUGUCACAGAUGAGACAUGAACUAAGGACCUUAAAGAACCAAAUGUGCAAAAGUAGGACAUUUGCAUACACAAAUGCACUGUUCUGAGGCCAACUUUCUAUUAUAUUUUAUUUAUUAUUUAUUUGGACACGUGUUCAGAAGUUACAGAAGCUUAUUGCUGCCACUGGAAAAAAMCUCUGCACAAAUGUUUGACUUUGAAUAACUUAAAUACAUUUUGUUUGUGUUGAGAAUUAAUUAACUUAACUUGUGURUUAAAAUUGCCCUGCAGUAUUCUUGUAGACUACUGUGAGAUUUUUAAAUGAAUGUCUUUUGUCAAAUCUGAGUCACUUUGAUAGUUUUGUCCAUUUUAAGUUUUGUGAGCAAAUUAAAAAGAAGUAUUCUCGCAGCCUGUGCUCAAGUGAAGUCUGUGAUGUUAACCUUAGACUGCAGAACGUCAACACAGUGGUCCCAACAUGAGAUAUGCCAGGAAGCAAUUGAGACAGUCUGUGAUCUCAUCUCACAAUGACAUGUCUUUAAGACAGCACAGCAUCUGAUAGGAAA